Messenger RNA from Physeter macrocephalus (sperm whale), 2283 nucleotides. It is a transcript of the gene STRA6, whose product is annotated as signaling receptor and transporter of retinol STRA6. The transcript is spliced from 15 exons. Gene Ontology annotation, biological process: vitamin A import into cell. Gene Ontology annotation, molecular function: retinol transmembrane transporter activity; signaling receptor activity. Lineage: Eukaryota; Metazoa; Chordata; Mammalia; Artiodactyla; Physeteridae. The coding region runs from base 1 to 1794 and encodes 597 amino acids. Gene Ontology annotation, cellular component: plasma membrane. The record is from RefSeq and is a predicted model, not a curated record.
AUGGGCGUGCAGGGCCUGAGCGACUCCCCCCUGUCCCGCCCCUGCCUCUGCACCAGCCCUGUGGAUUUCUUAGCUGGGGACAGGCCCCGGACCGUGCCUGCUGCCGUCUUCACGGUCCUCUUCAGCUCCCUGUGUUUGCUGCUCCCCACUGAGGACCCACUGCCUUUCCUGACCCUCGCCUUACCACCCGGCCAAGACGGGGAAACUGAGACUCCAAGAGGGCCGUGGAAGAUACUGGCUCUGCUCUAUUACCCUGCCCUCUACUAUCCCCUGGCUGUCUGUGCCACGGUCCGGCAUGGAGCCGCACACCUGCUCGGCAGCGUGCUGUCCUGGGCUCAUCUGGGGGUCCAGGUCUGGCAAAGGGCAGAGUGUCCGGUGUCACCCAAGAUCUACAGGUACUACUCCCUGUUGGCCUCUCUGCCUCUCCUUCUGGGCCUCGGAUUCCUGAGCCUUUGGUACCCGGUGCAGCUGGUGAAAAGCUUCAGUUCUGGGGCAGCAGCGGGUUCCAAGGGGCUUCAGAACAGCUACUCUGAAGAAUAUCUGAGGACCCUCCUUUGCCAGAAGAAGCUGCAAAGCAGCUCCCACACAUCCAAGCAGGGCUUCCUGUCCCGGGCCUGGAUCUACUUCAGACACUACAUCUACACUCCACAGCGAGGAUUCCGACUCCCCCUGAAGCUGGUGCUUUCAGUCACCCUGACAGGGACGGCCAUCUACCAGGUGGCCCUGCUGCUACUGGUGGGCGUGGUACCCACCAUCCAGAAGGUGAGGGCAGGGAUCACCGCGGACGUCUCUUACCUGCUGGCUGGCUUUGGGAUCGUGCUCUCAGAGGACAGGCAGGAGGUGGUGGAGCUGGUGAAGCACUACCUGUGGGCUCUGGAAGUUUGCUACAUCUCGGCCUUGGUUCUGUCUUGCUUGCUCACCUUCCUCAUGCUGACCCGCUCGCUGGUGACACACAGGGCCAACCUGCGAGCUCUGCACCGAGGGGGCGCCCUGGACCUGGGCCCCCGGCCCCUGAGCCCUCGCCCCUCCCGCCAGGCCAUAUUUUGUUGGAUGAGCUUCACCGCCUACCAGACUGCUUUUACCUGCCUUGGGCUCCUGGUGCAGCAGAUCCUCUUCUUCCUGGGGACCUUGGCCCUUGCCUUCCUGGUGUUCAUGCCUGUGUUCCACGGCAGGAACCUUUUGCUCCUCCGAUCCCUGAAGUCCUCAUGGCCCUUCUGGCUGACCUUGACCCUGGCUGUGACCCUGCAGAACAUGGCAGCCCGCUGGGUCUUCCUAGACACUCACCAUGGACGCCCAGAGCUGACCAACCGGCGAGCACUCUAUGCAACCACCUUCCUUCUCUUCCCCAUCAAUGUGCUGGUGGGUGCCAUGAUGGCCACCUGCCGAGUGGUCCUCUCUGCCCUCUACAAUGCUGUCCACCUUGGCCAGAUGGACCUCAGCCUGCUGCCACCUAGAGCCGCCACUUUCGACCCCGGCUACCACACGUACUGCAACUUCUUGAAGAUGGAGGUCAGCCAGUCACAUCCAGCCUUGACAGCCUUCUGUGCCCUGCUCCUGCGAACUCGGAGGCCCCAGCCCCACGCGGUCCCCCGGGAUGGCCUCAGACUGGGGGAGGAAGAGGAAGGGAUGCAGCUGCUGCAGACCAAGGACCGGGUGGCCAAGGGAGCGGGGCCCAGGGUAGGCCGAGGCAGGGCCCGCUGGGGUCUGGCAUACACGCUGCUGCACAACCCAGCCCUGCAGGCCUUCCGGAAGACAGCCCUAUCAGAUGCCCGGGCCAACGGUGGCCGGCCCUGAAGGUGGGGAGGGCCACCCCGCCGUGUCCUUGCCUGUGCUGGAGCACUUCCCAUCCUCCCAGCCCACUCCGUCCCCAGCUCUCCCAGCGUCAUCACUCCAGCCAUGGCAGCCUCUCUGCUUGCCACCAGCUCUGUCAGCAGGUCCCGGGGGUUCAGGGCCAGCCGGGGUUGCUUUGCUUGGGUGGAAGUCUGUCAGCAUUAUGAACCUCAAGCCUUGGGAAGGCUCUGGUCUGCCCCCUUGACCUUGGGAAGCCAGCUAGGGCUCUGGAGAAAGCAAUCGGUGGUUUAGGCCCUUGGUCCAGGAGCCGAUGGAAGCGGGGCGGCCACAUCCAGGCCCCUCCCGACGCUGGCUCUGCCGCCAGCCUUCAGGCUUCACGGAAGCCUUCUCCUGAUCGGGGCUGGUGAUGCAGGCCGGGACAACCUAGGAUUCCAGAUGGGCCCACUCAGCCUUGGAACACACCACCGUGACCAGACACAGCGCUUCCUCUCU